CUCGCCUCAGCAGAAGUUUGAGGUCCACAGGGACAAAUUUCACUCUCCACUGAUCAACACAACUGCUCUUCGUCAGUCGACGUCCACAACUCUCCUUUUUCUCACCAAAUUGGUGAACGAAAAACAUAAAAAAACAUGGAUUCCUGAUGGACGUGUGGGAUUAUUCUUCUUAAUUGUGAUCAACUGGAUUUUUUUGACCUUGUGUCUGCUCAGUGUCAGAUGAUGGCUCGAUUGGUCUCCAAGAUCCCUCUUUUGGGACUUACUCUGGAAAUAUGCGUCAUUGCUGCCAUUGAUCUGCGUUUCAUGCCUGGUCCACCAACAAUGAACAUAACAGGAACCCACCACAUUAAUAAGUCAGACAACCUUGAAUUGACAUGCAGAGGUCGACAGUACCUGAAGUGGACAACACCUUCAACAAGCUCCCACUUCUCCAUCACCGACUGCAGUGGAUCUGGGCUCUUCUGCACCAGCCUGCUGAUCUCAAAUGCCACUGUUAAUGAGACAGGAGAGUACCGGUGCUCCUACAGAGACUUGAGAGCCGAAGAUGGCAAAAUGUCCACCGCUGCCUAUGUGUUUGUUAACGAUUACCGGAUUCCCUUCAUACCAUCGGAGAAAGAGUACGACGUGGUGUUCAUCCGUGAGGGGGAGCCAGUGGUCAUUCCAUGUCGAGGAUCUCUGGAGAAUCUCAACGUCACACUUCAUACUAAGUAUCCAAACAAGGACCUUUAUCCUUAUUGGAUGGAGUCUUUGUGGGACCCCAAGACUGGUUUCACCGUCCCCAGUCACCUGAUCAGCUAUGCUGGUGUGGUUUACUGCCAGACUCGUAUUGAGAAUGAGACCUUCAAGUCGUCGCUAUACAUUGUGGUCGUUGUCGGAUACAAGAUCCAUGACCUCACUCUGACCCCUGAUAAGGUCCAGCUUUCUGUGGGGGAGCGUUUGGUGCUGACCUGCACUGCCCACACUGAGCCGCAAGUGGGAAUCAUGUUCAACUGGACUCACUCAGGCGAACCUCUGACUUCUGGCUACAGCUCUAGCCGGGUUCACAUUACAGCCAACAAAAAGAAACUGUGGAACUCGCUGGAGAUGUCCAACACGCUCACCAUCGACAAUGUGACAGAAGAACAUACAGGAAAGUACACAUGCACUGCAUCCAGUGGACAGAUGAAGAAAAGCAGUUCAGCAGUUCUUAAAGUUUACGAAAAGCCAUUCAUCGACAUCAAGGAACCGAGGACGAAGGUUUGGGAGGCGACGGUGGGACAGACAUUCUCUUCCACCACCAUGAUUUUGUCAGCAUAUCCGGCUCCCAGUUUUAAAUGGUUAAAAAACAACCUCCCUUUGAAAGAAGUCUACAGGAUCAGUCAGAAGAAAGACACACUCACUAUUCAUGAUGUGACAGAGAUGGAUGCUGGGAAUUACACCAUCGUGCUGUCUAAUACGGGAGCAGAUCGGAGACUUACAUUUCAACUUGUGGUCAAUUAUCCUCCGUAUAUCAUCGACAAAGACGUGGCCACCGACAGUGACAUCUUCCCUUAUGGAAGCAGCCCCACGCUCAGGUGCACAGCCCGAGGGCUGCCCCUGCCAACACACGUCCAGUGGCAGUGGAUGUCUAAAGAAGACUGCCCCCAGGCGUUUAUCUCCAAAUCCGAGGGGCAGAUAUCGCAGUGCACGGCUUGGAGAGACAUCACCAACACCACUGGGCACAACCACAUUGAGCGGAUCUCCACAGACACAGAUCACGCUCAGAAGAAAAUACAGGGCAUAUUGAAGAUUCAGAAGGCAGAAACUCAUGGUAUCUACAGAUGCACUGUGCACAACAAAGUUGGAGAAGACUCACGUGCCAUCUUUUUCCAUGUGACCCGGACUCUGGAGAUAACCAUGUCUCCAUCCAACGAGCCUCUUGAAGAAGACCAGGUGGUCCUUCACUGUAAAGCCGACAAACUGCAGUACACAAACCUGACCUGGUUUCGAAUUACCAACACCUCAGAAGUGGGCCGGUUUCCUACGGUGCAGCCUUGUCGCACUUUACCCCUGCAGGCACCUUUGUCCCAGGCUGUGCUGACCAGUUCACUGGGCACUAAUGUCAGUCUGGACCUCACGCUGCCCAAUGCAUCUCAUCAUGAUGACGGACUGUACGUCUGCCAGGCGGAAAACAUCAACACUAAGAAAAGAACAUGUCUACUGCGGCAGCUGUCUCUCAGAGAUCUGAAAGCUGCAAGAAUCCUGAACAAUUUUUCAGACCACAAAGUCAACAUAAGUGCCACCGUUGCGCUUCUUUGUAACGCCACUGGAACCCCGACACCAACUGUGCAGUGGAUGAAAAACAAUCAGACGGUAGAGGAGGGUUCAGGCGUGAUUCUGGGUCAAAACAACCACGUUCUGACGAUCCAACGAGUGAAGAAGGAGGACAGCGGCCUCUACACUUGCACCGCGUGCAACAACCUCGGCUGUGACAGCUCACACACCAACUUGUCGACUGAAGGUGCAGAGGACAAGACGAAUGUGGAGCUGAUCGUCCCCAUUGGCUUGGUGGUCAUCGCCAUGGUUUUUUGGUUGCUGAUCGUCUUUGUAAUCCGUGGAAGAAAGAGGUCAACUGGAGGGGAAAUGAAGACCGGCUACCUGUCCAUGAUCCUGGACUCGGAGGACAUGCCCAUGGAUGAGCAGUGUGAAAGACUCACCUAUGAUGCCAAUAAAUGGGAAUUCCCUCGAGACAGACUGAAGCUUGGUGACCCACUGGGUCGAGGAGCGUUCGGCCAGGUUGUGGAAGCUGCAGCCUUUGGCAUUGAAAAGGUCGCCACCUGCACCACUGUUGCUGUGAAGAUGCUGAAAGAGGGCGCUACGUCCAGCGAGUACCGCGCCUUGAUGUCGGAGUUGAAGAUUCUCAUUCACAUUGGACAUCAUCUCAAUGUUGUCAAUCUGCUGGGAGCCUGUACCAAACCUGGAGGACCCUUGAUGGUGAUCGUAGAAUACUGUAAACAUGGAAAUCUCUCCAGCUACCUGAAGAGCAAGCGGAGAGAAUACAGCCCAUAUAAGGUGAAGAGGAAGAGAAUCAAUAGCCGGAGGUCGUCUCCUGCUGAAGAGGAUGUCACUGAAGGGGAUCUGGGUCUGGGGAUGAGUACCCAGCUGGAGAUCUCCACAGGGACGGCAGUCUGCUCCAAAGCUUUGGACAACAGUGCACAUGCUGACGACGAGAGCUCAGAUGAAGACCAUCUCACCAUGGAGGACCUAAUAUGCUACAGCUUCCAGGUUGCCAAGGGAAUGGAGUUUUUGUCCUCCCGCAAGUGCAUCCACAGAGAUCUUGCAGCCAGAAAUAUCCUGCUAUCAGAGAACAACGUGGUGAAGAUAUGUGACUUCGGACUGGCUCGAGAUGUCUACAAAGAUCCUGACUAUGUGCGCAAGGGAGAUGCCCGUCUGCCCCUGAAGUGGAUGGCUCCUGAGACCAUCUUUGACCGCGUGUACACCACACAGAGUGAUGUUUGGUCCUUUGGGGUCCUUCUCUGGGAGAUCUUCUCUCUGGGAGCCUCUCCUUAUCCUGGGGUUUGCAUCGAUGAGUCGUUCUGCAGGAGGCUCAAGGAGGGGACCAGGAUGAGGCCUCCAGAAUACGCCACCACAGAGAUCUACCAGACCAUGCUGGACUGCUGGUUGGCUCAGCCCACUGACAGGCCAACGUUUGCAGAGUUGGUGGAACAUCUGGGAGACCUGCUACAGGCCAGCGCCCAACAGGAUGGGAAGGACUACAUCCCUUUGACUACAGAAAACCAGGCAGAAGUAUCCCCCAACCACAGGGACCCCUACAACAGGCAGCAGAGUCAAGAAAUGUUGGGGUCUCAGCUUCAUUAUGACAACGCUCCAUCCUUGGGACCUUCACAGUCAGGUGAACGCAGCAGCAGGCCGCUCAGUAUGAAGACGUUUGAAGACAUUCCAGUGCAGCACAGCAGUGUCAUGGAGAGUCACAUGAGCAACUGUAUGAGCUGUUCACCAGAGGAAGUGAAAAAUAUGAAUCAACUUCCAACAACCCCUAACUUCAGCCAACUGCUUCGCUGUAAGAGUAAAGAGUCAGUAGCCUCGGAGUCGUCCAAUCAGACGAGUGGAUACCAGUCCGGCUACCACUCAGAUGACGCCGACAUGCCAAUCUACGCCAACGAAGAGGCUAUCAUGAAGCACAGCAUGCUGAAGAAGCCCCCUCACCCCAACACACCCAAUAAAUUCAGCGUGGAGAUCCGGUACAGCACGCCACCUGUCUGACACCCCUAACCCCUAACAGGAGUAUUUAAGUUGCAUGUACAGAAUGUGCCACAGUGUUCACGAGGUAAACUAUAAAAUCAGUAUCAACGUAUUUUCUUCUGGGAUAUUUUAAUACAACUACUGGGAGUCAGUGAAGGCUGUUUGAUAAGCUCUGAAGGGCAGCUUUCUUCGGUGGGAGGGAGGCUAUCUUGUUUGCACAGCCAGUGGAAGGUCUGCGGCGCCGAGACAAGAGGACACACCUUCUUCUCGAGGCACAAUCCGUGCCAGGAAAUGACACCUGGAAUUGUAAGAUAGUUGAAUCACUGUGACUAUUUUCUAUGUGUCCUUUUUAUGUAGUUGGCACACUGGAAUGCCAGAGGAGGAGGUUCUCAGAAAAAAUUCAAUGACUCAGAAGAGUCAUUGAAUUUGAGCUGUUUCUAUCUGUAUACGGUAUUUUAUUCAAUUCAACUGUUAAUUGUUUUAUAAAAUAAAUUGAUGCAUAGUGGGCUUUGUGUAUUUUUGCUUGAAGAGAAAAGAGAAAAUUCCCAUGACAUUUUACCCAGAACCUUGUUUAUGUCCCACGCCCAUGUUUGCUUUGUCUUCGUCUCAAACAAAGAACACAAUACUUUCUCAGCCUUGACUUAUUUGUGUGUGUGAGUGUGCAUGUGUUUGUGUUGUGCGUGUGGUCAUGAGCGUGCUUACAUGCACGCACGUGUGCCGAGAAACAAUGCUCAUCUAACUUUUGGUGUUUUCUUAGGUGCGUUCUGUUACAUGGGUGCUGAUGUUAGCCAGAAUGUUUACAUUACUGAAGUGCACAUUUAAGGUCUUCACUUCCUUCUUUGCUGUGACUCUACGUCACCACAACACUACACCCAGCAUGUCUUUCAUUCACCACCCUCAGUAGUAUCACAGCAUGUCACUGUUUC
Synchiropus splendidus (mandarinfish) is the source of this 5147-nucleotide messenger RNA. It is a transcript of the gene kdr, whose product is annotated as kinase insert domain receptor (a type III receptor tyrosine kinase). The transcript has 30 exons. Gene Ontology annotation, biological process: positive regulation of angiogenesis; positive regulation of kinase activity; cell migration. Gene Ontology annotation, molecular function: growth factor binding; vascular endothelial growth factor receptor activity; ATP binding. Bases 220 to 4242 code for a protein of 1340 amino acids. Gene Ontology annotation, cellular component: signaling receptor complex; membrane. NCBI's taxonomy places the organism in Eukaryota, Metazoa, Chordata, Actinopteri, Syngnathiformes, Callionymidae. The record is from RefSeq and is a predicted model, not a curated record.